UCUCGCUCGCUCCCUCGCGCAGUAGCGGAGAACGCGUUCGAGGCGUGCGUUCGACUUUCGGGCGGCGACGUACGCUAAGCGUGUGUCUUCAUUAUUGAUGCAAAAGUUCCACGAUGGUAGAUCAUAACCAAAAAUUAUUACAGGAGUUGUUAAAGAAACCCGGGAAUAAUGUGUGUGCCGAUUGUGGAAGCCAGGGGCCGGACUGGGCUUCUUAUAAUCUGGGUAUAUUUAUAUGCAUGCGAUGUGCAAGUAUUCACCGCGGCAUGGGAGCGCAUAUCAGCAAAGUAAAACAUCUAGAUUUAGAUCGCUGGGAGGACUCACAAGUGCAGCGAAUGAAAGAAGUUGGAAACGUCGCAGCAAAGAACAAAUACGAAGAGCGCGUACCGCCAUGCUAUCGGCGACCGACGAAGAACGACCCACAAGUUUUGAUCGAACAAUGGAUACGCGCCAAGUACGAAAGAGAGGAAUUUUGUCAUCCAGAACGUCAGAGUUACCUCUCUGGUACCAUGGUCGGAUUCCUCAUGAAGAGAGGCAAGGAAGACAGUCGCUAUCAGCUGAGAAAGUUUGUUCUCAACGAAAACGAGGACACAUUGAAGUACCAACACGCUUCCGACGGCUGUAGCCGUGCUUCGGGUUGUCUCGGUCGGAUUUUCGAUCAUCUCCGACUCAAAAACUUGGGUCGUUUGAGGUACCACGUCAAGGAGAACAAGGAACCAAAGGGAGUGUUAAAAUUAUCUGAGCUAAACGUAUCUUUCGCCCCCUCUAAGAUCGGCCACAUGAACUCUAUGCAGCUGACUUUCCUGAAGGAUGGAUCAACGAGGCAUAUUUACGUGUACCACGAGGACCCAGAAGUCAUCAACUGCUGGUAUACAGCUAUACGUUGCGCCAAAUUACACCUACUGCAAGUAGCGUUUCCAUCGACCCCUCAAUCCGACCUCAUUCUCCGUCUGCCUAAAGACUUCGCACGCGAAGGCUGGCUGUGGAAAACGGGGCCACGGCCGUCUGACGUGCACAGGCGGCGCUGGUUCACGCUCGACACCAGGAAGUUGAUGUACCACGACGAACCGCUGGAUGCUUAUCCUAAGGGUGAAAUAUUUAUUGGCCAUGAAUCCAAUGGUUACCAAAUCAAAGUUUCAAACACGGGUAACGGCUGCAAGGAGGCGCGGUUUCCGUUCCACCUCGUGACGCCCGAGCGGACGUUCUGUCUCGCCGCGACCACACACGAGGACAGAGCCGGCUGGCUUGCGGUUAUACAGCAAGCGUUGAAAAGACCACUCACGCCGCAAGACUCCACGAUCGAAGCGACCCUCGUCCGGAAACGCACAACGUCAAAUUCGAUCAGCAUAUUCUCAGGGAGGUAGUUUAAUUUUAUAAACUUAUUUUAUAGAACUAUACCACAUAGAAAGUAUUCUCUAAGAAAUUAAACCGUAUUCAUCUCGCUUAAAAAUAUUUAAACGUAUUUCCAGUGCAAAACUAAUUAAUUAUUAUAAAUACAUUAAUUUCACUUCACACCACAUGUAUUUUAAGAAAUAUUUUAUUUGUAAAUAAAUUUAUUUCGUGAUUUAAUUGAAUUAUUUAAUACUGAUGAUUAUUUUUAUCGUAAGACUUUUGUUUUAGUCAAAAUAGUUUUUAUUAUUGUAAAUAAAUUAAUUAUUUUAUUGAAAAUAAUUUAUAAAAUUAACAGUGAAGGGACUGAAUCUGUUAUUUAUGUUAUUAUUAAUUGUGAUUAGUUCGUUAAGAUAUUUCUUUUUUUUUUCACAAAUAAAAUCAAUGAAAUUUUGUAAUAUGUUUACAGGCUACGCACAAAAUAUCAUCUUUUAAACAUGUGUAUAGAUAUUUAUGUUUAAUUUUCUUCUACGUCUUACUUCUCGGUCGGUUGCAUGUUGAGAAUAAUUUCGCAAUUGCGAAUGUAAAACAGGAUGUAGGGAGUAGCAUGCUUCAAUUUACUAUAAUGUGAAUUACGUUAUGACUUCUGUAGAAUUGCGUCGCUACUAAAAUGAGUAUUAAAAACUUUUGUUACACACAUCGGCAAUAAAAGUUAGUUAACAUCCAGGUAACAAUAAAAUUGAUAUGCUAUUGAGAAAUAAAAUAUAUGCAAAAUUAGUAACGGACUCUGCAAAUGCACCGUAAGAUUAGUUUAUUUUCUUAUGUAAAUAAAGCGUUAAAUUAAUUUCAUAGUGAUCUUUAACUACUGUAAAUGUAUCAUCAUUUAAAUCACACAUUAGAAUCCUAAUAAUUAUUACUAGUGGUCGGUAUUUGAUACAAUCAUAUUGUCAAUAGCGUGUAUCCCGAAUAUGAGAGUUACUAAAACAAAUAUACAUAUGUAAGCAUGCUAUUUAAUCGUAUUUCCUGCUUAGAAUAUUUAUAAUCACUUCACGUUAUCACAAAAGGUUAUUUAAAAUAACAUAUUGCUCUCUCGUUCAUAUGAAAAAGACAUUUUACAGGGAAUUCGUGUAAAAAAUUUAAUCGUACAUAUUAUAGUAGAACAAAAUUACAAUAAACAUCGUAUAUAAUGCUUUAGUGUCGUAAGCAAUAUAAUUGUAGACAUAAGUAAGUUAAGACUAAUUUGUAAUCGUAUUCGAUAGAUUUUGUACCAUUGUAGAUCCAUGAAUAUAUUACAUAGACAAAUUUACUUCAGUAGAAAUUAUGUCUUCUCGGUCACACGUAUUGAAACAGCUAGCGUUGGAGCAGGAUAGCAAUAACAGUACUCACGCUCUAGAACUUGUAUCUGUCGUACAACUAAGUUAAGAUUGUAUGAUGUUAAAGUGACGGAAAUCGAUUUUGACUCGUGGUAUUUAUCUUUAACGCAGUAUCACAAAAUACUGGUGAAAUACACGUCUACGAAAUUAAAAUCUUCUCGGUCACUCGUAUUGAAACGGCUAGCGUAUGAGCAAGACAGCAAUAACAGUAUUCAUCUGUCUUAAUCAUAAUGAGUUAAAGCUGUGUGUUGUUAAAUUGACGUAAACUGUUUCUGGCUGACGGGAUUUAUCUUUAACGUAGUAUCAUAUUUUAAUGGAAUUAAAAAAAAACAAUUUAGUAAAUUCAAUAACAACAGUAAUGUACCAAUUCGAUACUCGAUAUCGACGACCGAUAUUAAAUAUCGGGGGUUUUCGUAUAUAGCUUAAUUAUUUGCUUUGUUUAUUUAAAAUGAUGAAGCAAAUGUUAGUAGACAAAAUUAUUAUUUAACAAUUAAUUUGAAAGGAAGGUUUGAUGUUAAUGAAAACGUAUUUUUCUAGCAUGAUAUAAUACAGCCAAUCAUAGAAGGAGUAGAGACAAACAAACAACUUUGACAUUGAAUUGACGCGAUAUCAUUGGUCGAAAAGUUAAAUAAUAAUCUAUGAUAUUCAUUACGUAUACGAAGGCGGUAAAGUGGUCGAAACUUUGAAAGUAAAAUUAAAAUGGAUAUUAGUAUUUAAGUGAAAUAGUGUUGUGAAUGAAAAAAAAAUUGUAGUGCAUAAUGUCGUUGAGCUAUUAGAAAAUCUCAUGGCAUAUUUAAAACUAAGGUUUAUCUUUACUCCUUCUUCGUUUGGAAUAGCGUUAUAGUGUAAUAAUAUAAAAUAUAACCAACUAUAUCAGUAGUAGUUAAAAUGUAUUAUUAUAAUGAAAUAAAAUAAUCGAUCGUUUGAUGCAAAUAGUUAUGUAUCUAAUACGUAAUACACAUAAGUAAUUAGGAACGCAAUAAUUUAGCGUACAAUUAGUAGGGUUUAGCGAUGUAGUAUUUUCAUCAUCAAUUGCAAUAGUUGAAAAUAUACAACAAGGUCACACCCUUGCACCUAGUUUGAAUGUGUAUAUUGUUUAAAUAAUGUGUUCAGGCAUUUAAACUAUAAUAGUUAUGAUGGAAUAAGUGGAUUCAUGUGUGUGUAUGUGAGUUUCUUUAGAAACUCACAUGAACCCAAUCACAUAACACUUCUCUUUUGGGCAGUUAUAUUAAUAUGUUUGUAAUUACGAUUGUAUUCUUUAUUUUCCGUAAAAUAUUCUUUACUCCGUACAUUUACGAAAAAAAUAUUUAGUUAUUGAUAUUUUUUCUUCACACCGUACCAGUAUCGAUAUGACGUCAUCUACGCUAGGUGCACAGAUUAUGACCGGGUUGUAUUUGGAAUUCUAUAUAACAGUUAAUUUAAUAUCACGAAAUUUUUAUAUUCUUAUUUAUUUAUUAUUUAUUGCUAGAGUAAGAUAUUCAAUAUAAAUUAAGUUUUAUAUAUUGAUUUUAUAGCUAAUAUCGGGUUAAUCGUAAUUUCAGAGAUUAAUAUCUACUCAUGUAAAAACUUUACGUACAAUCAAUUUGUUUCUUAAAAAAGAUGAUGAAAUCUUAGUUAAACUUUAUCUUUCUUUCUGUCAUCACUAAUUUGAUAAUCGAAGGAAAAAUAAUCAGUUCUGUUUGACUAUGGUUUAAUUAAUAACCCCGUUUACAACAUCUAUGAAAUUUUAUCAAUUAGUUGUUGAUAAAUCAUCGACAUGUUUUUAAAAUUAUGUAUUUCAUGACUAUUAAGUUGAACUUUAUAGUUCAAUUUCAAAAUUUUCCUACUUAACAAUUUCGAAUCAAUUAAUUUGAUAUUCUUAUUUUUGAUAAUAAAAUUAUUUCUGUUUAAUUCAUCUGUUCUCCUUUACAACGACAUUUGCCGUGAAAUUAAUUAUUAUGCUAUUAUUUUAAAAUUUUGACAUCUGUUUCUUCUUUUUUUUAUUAUAAUUUGACCUAAAUCUAUUAGUGAUAUUUACGACAAGAACGAAUGAUUUUAUUUACUUGAAUAGAUUGUAUUAAAAGCUAGGAGACUACCAAAAAGGUAGAAUAAUAUUUUAAUAUUAAUGUAUUCUUUGAAGAGGAAUGGUAAUGUGUGUGAAAAUGAUGAAUAAAAUUCGUCGAUGCUAAGAAUAUUGUAUAAAUUGCUGAUACAAUCUGAACAAAAUCUUUUUUCAAUGUAUACAAUGUCUCUCUGUGUUGCCACCGCAAAUACAGAGAUUAUAUGUUUUAUCAUAAGCGUGUGGUUUUCAAAUAUAUUUUUAUUAACGCAUUCAUGACAUUUCAUAUGAAAUUAAAUGUAAUUAAUUCAAGUAACUAAAUUAAAAUAUGAAAUAUAAAGAAAACUGCAUGAUUUUUGUAAUAAAAAUAAGUUGAAUACAAUUUUGUGUUCGCCAUUUUCAUUUUAUGCUUCAGCACAGAACACAUA
Molecule: messenger RNA, 5165 nt
Organism: Vanessa tameamea
Lineage: Eukaryota; Metazoa; Arthropoda; Insecta; Lepidoptera; Nymphalidae
Product: arf-GAP with dual PH domain-containing protein 1-like
Exons: 8
Coding region: 114-1361 (415 amino acids)
Biological process (GO): positive regulation of GTPase activity
Cellular component (GO): cytoplasm; intracellular membrane-bounded organelle; plasma membrane
Molecular function (GO): phosphatidylinositol bisphosphate binding; GTPase activator activity; phosphatidylinositol-3,4,5-trisphosphate binding
Source: RefSeq, a predicted model, not a curated record